GAAGCGCUGCGAGAGAGCGCUACAGUGGUGGCGGUCCUUAGGCUAAGGACUAUAGGGACUAACGCUACAGUGAACGUGAACAAAGCCCGACACCCGAGACAACCCCAGCCAGGCAGUGGCGCACGAACGAUGCCGCCGCGGCGCUGCCGCUGCUUCUGGGCUGCCCUGGCACUGUUGGCUGCCCCCUGCCGGCUGCUGGAAUCGAACGCUGGUGCGAGCGCCCCGGGCUCCCGAACGCGGCUCCGCGGACCGCGGCGCCCGACGAACGCGUCCAGCGCGCUUCAGUUGGUCCAGCCCGGCGCGGCUUCGAGCGAAGUUGUCCGUCGGCUGCCGGCGCCGACGUCGCUUGACAGGCGGCGGCUGAGCGAAUACUACGCGCAGCUUGCGAAACUGACGGCCUCCGAUGGCGAGGCGAGCGACUGGUUCGGCUGGUCCGUAGCCGUUGACGGCAACACCGUCGUGGUCGGGAAUCCGACGAGAGAUACCAAUAUAUACAACGAAGCUGGCAUAGCCUACAUCUUUCGGACGGCUGACGAGGGCGCCACCUAUGCGCAGGUGGCCAUGUACACAGGCAGCAAAGAUUACGCCAAACUCGGCUACUCCGUAGCCGUCGACGGCGACACCGUCGUGGUCGGGGCCAGGGAGGAAAAGGACUCGUCGUGCGGCUCGGGACCUUGCUUACUCGCGGGUAUUGGCAAGGCCUACGUCUUCCGCACGACCAACGGCGGCGUCACGUACGGCCAGGUGGCUAAGCUGGGGGCCUCCGACGCCAGUUAUAUGGAUUUAUUCGGCUACUCCGUGGCGAUCUCCGGCGCCACCAUCGCGAUCGGGGCCGCUAAGGCUGGGACCCCCUCGUUCGAGCCAGGCGCGGUUUACGUCUUCCGUACGAGCGACGACUGGGGCACGUACACAGAGAUCAAGCUGACGGCCUCCGACGCCGCGACGGGCGACUACUUCGGAGUAUCUGUCGCCAUCGACGGUGAGACAAUCGUGGUCGGUGCCUACACCAAGAGCUCCAGUAGAGGCGCAGCCUACGUCUUCCACACAAGCGACGGCGGCGCCACGUACGGUCAGGUGGCCAAGCUGACGGCCUCCGACGCCGCAGCAAGCGACAACUUCGGCUACUCCGUGGCGAUCGCCGGCGCCACCAUUGCGAUUGGAGCCUACGGCGACGACGACAGCGGCUCCAGCUCGGGAUCGGCCUACGUCUUCCGCACGAGCGACGGCUGGGACACGCACACAGAGAUCAAGCUGACGGCCGACGACGCCGCGACGAACGACCGCUUCGGCGGCUCCGUAGCGAUCGCCGGCAACACCAUCGUGGUGGGUGCCCACUACGAGAACGGCUACAGGGGCUCCGCCUACGUCUUCCGCACGGACGACGGCGGUGCCACGUACGACGGCGGUGUCACGAACGGCCUGGCCAAGCUGAGUGCCUCCGAUGCCGCGGCAUACGACAGCUUCGGCGGCUCCGUGGCGAUCGACGGCAACACAAUCGUGGUCGCGGCCAUGCAAGCUGGCACCGGCGGCAAGGUCUAUGCCUUCACGGCAAUGGCGGGCUACGUCAUGACCGACAGCACCAUAUACACGGCUCGCGAUGCGUGGUUUGCGGACGCGUCGGCCGCCGAGGCGACGUACGGCCACAUUUCGACUUGGGACACAUCGGGGGUGACUGACAUGGCGUAUUUGUUUUGUGCGAUACCAGGAUGGAGUGAUUGCAACACGGCCGCAUUGUCCUUCAACGAAGACAUCAGCGCAUGGGAUACCUCCAGCGUAACGAGCAUGUAUAUGAUGUUCGUCAUGGCUUCAUCGUUCAACCAACCAAUCGGCAAGUGGAGCGUCGACAGUGUCACAAGUAUGGAAAUGAUGUUCGACGGUGAUCCCGGUAACUCGGCCUUCGACCAGGACCUCGGCUGGUGCGUGGCCGACGACGUGGACACGGAGGACGCGUUCUCCAGCACCCAGUGCGAGUCGACGUCGUGCGGCGUCGCGCAAGCAGAGAACUCUGGCGAUUGCGAUAUUGCGAAGACAGGAAACAUCAUGGUCAACUGGAAAAUCAAAUGGGCAGCCGUAGCGUGGCUCGCAGACGCGACUGCCGCCGAGGCGACGUACGGGCACAUCUCGACGUGGGAGACCGGGGGGGUGACGGACAUGUCGUGGUUGUUUUGUGGGAGUAGUGAAAAUGAAGACGAAGAUGAGGAAGGGCAAUGCAACGGUGCUGCGGCAUUUAACGAGGACAUCGGCGCGUGGGAUACCUCUGGCGUUACGACCAUGGAAUACAUGUUCUAUUAUGCCUCGGCCUUCGACCAGGACAUUAGCGGCUGGAACGUUGGAGCUGUUCUCGAUAUGGAAGAGAUGUUCCAAGGCGCCUCAGCCUUCAACCAGGACCUCGGCUGGUGCGUGGCCGAUGACGUGGACCUGGACUACGCGUUCAGCGGCACCCCGUGCUCGUCGACGUCGUGCGGCAUCGCGGGAGUUGACUGCGACAUCUCGCGCACGGGCAACAUCAUGGUCAAUUGGAAAAUCAAAAUUGCCGUUGCAGCGUGGUUGGCGGACGCGACGGCCGCCGAGACGACGUACGGCCACAUUUCCACGUGGGAGACUGGCGGGGUAACGGACAUGGAUGAGUUGUUUGAGGAAGCCUCGUCUUUCAACGAGGACAUUAGCGCUUGGGAUACCUCUAGUGUAACGUCGAUGAACGAGUUGUUCCAGGACGCAUCCUCCUUCAAUCAGGACAUUGGUGGCUGGAGCGUUGGAGCUGUUAUCGAUAUGGAGGAGAUGUUCGAGUAUGCCUCGGCCUUUAACCAGGACCUCGGCUGGUGCGUGGACUAUGGCGUGGAACUGCACUCGGCGUUCAGCGGCACCCCGUGCUCGUCGACGUCGUGUGGCGUCGUGCAAGUCAGCAACCUCGCCAACUGCCCGAGGCCGACGCCAAGACCGACGCCUGGUCCGACGCCUCGCCCCACGUUUCCAAGUCCAACUCCACGGCCAUCGCAGUCUCCUUCGCCGCGCCCCACGGCGUCUCCGACGCCGAAGCCGACUCCGAUUCCUACGCCGCGGCCGACGCCCGCGCCCAGCAAGCGGCCAACGCGGCGACCGACGCCCGCGCCCAGCUUGCGCCCGACUCCCCAACCGACAUCGACGCCGACGCCGCGGCCGACGCCUGCACCCACGCCGAAGCCGUCGCCCGAGCCCAGCAAGCGCCCGACAUGGCGACCGACGCCCGCACCCUCGCCGAAGCCUACACCGCAGCCCACACCUAUGCCGACGCCGUUGCCGUCGCCGCGCCCGACCCCGAGGCCCUCGCCGCACCCGACGCCGGUGCCCGGUGAUCCCACUGCUGCGCCAGCCUUCGCGCCGACGCCUCGACCCAGCCCGCGGCCGACGCGACAGCCGACGCCGCGCCCAUCGCCGUCGCCGACCAUCACUCCUGGCGACCCGACGGCGCGCCCGGUCUUCAGCCCGACGCCGAGGCCCACUGCUCGACCAACUCGCCAGCCCACACCGAGCCCGACGCCGCGCCCGUCGCCCAGGCCGACGCCCACGCCGAGCGCGCGCCCUACGCCGAAGCCGACGCCGAAGCCGACGCCAGCGCCGACGCAAAGGCCCACGCCGCGACCCACGUCGUCGCCAACACCGCGACCCACGCCGUCGCCGACCCAGACGCCUACGCCGCGCCCGACUCCGCGCCCAUCGCCGUCGCCGACCACCACGCCGGGAAGCCCGACGGCGAGCCCGGUCUUCAGCCCGACGCCGCGCCCGACGCCGCAGCCCACGCCGCGGCCCACACCGAUUCCGAGUCCCCUGCCGACGCGGCCGCCGACGCCAGCGCCGUUGCCGGCUCCGUCGCCCAGGCCCACGCCGUCGCCUAUCCCAGCGCCGACGCCUCGGCCCUCUCAUUCGCCGUCGCCAGCGCCCACGCCGAGGCCGUCGCCCUCGCCAACCGCGACGCCCGGAAAUCCGACGGCGGCGCCCGUCUUUGCUCCGACGCCGCGGCCGACUCCGGGUCCGACGAGCAGCCCGACGGCAGCUCCGGGCUACUGCUGCUCCACCGGAGACUGCGGCGUCUGUACGGCGGUGUCGACGAAACAGGUCUGUUGGAACGGGAGAGAUCAGUGCGAGAACGACUGCGGUGAAGUAUGGUGUGUUGGCUCCUGGCAAGAACCGCUGCCCCCGACGCCGUCGCCCGUGGGCACGCCGGAAUUUAUCGUGACCGGCGACCUCACCUUCGACGGCAUCACGUACGAGACAGCGCUGGCCAGCACCAACGUGUUUGUGGCAGCGGUCGCCUCAUUGUACGAGGUGGACGAGUCUCUUGUGACCGUGGAGAUCUCCCAAGCGCGGCGCCGUCGCCUCGACGACGCUGGCGUCAUGGUGACCGUGGACAUCUCCCAAGCGCGGCGCCGUCGCCUCGACGACGCUGGCGUCGUGGUGACCUACACUAUCGAGGUUGAGACCGCGGAGGAAGCUGCAUCUGUCAGCGCGUUGAUCGAAGACAGCUCGACGGAGGACGUAAGCACAGCAGUGAAAACGGCCGCGACCGAAGCUGGUGUUGAUGAAGACUUCGCAGACGUCGAAACGACUACGGUCGGGACGCCUACGACGGCUUUGGCACCCGAGCCGGACGACGACGCCCCCGCCACCGACGACGCCCCGGCCACCAGCGCCAGCGAAGGGAGCUCCGGCGGCGGCGGCGGCGGCGGCCCAGACGCGGCGAUGGGCGCGGGCAUUGGCGCCGUGGGGGCUGUCGUCCUGCUGGCACUCUUCGGCGGCGGCGUCGUCUGGCGCAGGAGACGGACAAAGGCAGCGCUGCGGCAAGGCGACGAAGCGGCCGCGCUUCGAGGCUCCGAGGAGACCGGCUACGAUCCGAAGACCCGCGAGGCUCUGCUGCAGCGGCACAAGGACACGACGGCUGUGGUCGAACGAGGCAUGACCGUGACCUCGGCACUGCUCGGCGCUGCGAGCGGCCUGCCGCUCGUCAGACCGCUUUGCGACGUCGCCAAGGGAAUUCUCGGUGACGUCGAGGAGUUCUCGGAGAAAGCCGACGACGUCCUCGUUGCGGCGCGGCGCGUCAUCGACGUCCUGGACGUGGUUGAUCUCAUGUCGAAGAACGUCUCGAAGUGCUCAGACGGCAAAGAUAUUGCCCAAGCGAACAUGCAGCGGCUCAUCGACUUACUGAAGGAAUUCCACGCGGCCGUGCGCGCCUUCGGGCAGAAGGGCUGGCUCAAGCGCGCGUUCACCAUGCAGAGCCACGUCAAGAAGCUGGGCCGCAUCGAUAAGCGCAUCGUCGAGCAGCUGGGCGUCUUCCGGCUGAGCUACCAGUUGGCAAUUGAUGCGAAAAUGAUGGAGCGAACCUACCAGAUCGAGCAGUCCAUCACGGCGCUCGUCGCGAAGCGCGUCGUCGAGAAAGGGGAAUCCGAGGAGAAGGCGGCCGCGGCGCUCUCGGAGGACGCCGUCGCGAUUACCUCUGUUGCUGUCGAUGCUCAUGUGCCGCCGACGGAGAUCGCGACCGAAUUGCAGGAGUUCCGGCUCGAGGUACGCCAAGGUCUCGCAAAACUAGACCAGGGCAUGCGAGCCAUGUUGGAGCGCAAAAACAGCGACCGGCAGCACCUCCGAUCUAUUAUGAAGGCGGUCAACGCGGGCGUGCGGCGCGACGAGAACUUGUUGGCCGCCGUUGAGGCGGGCGCUGAAAGGGAUAAGCAGAUUCUCGCCGCGCUGAACCGCGACGGAUCAUUUAAGGAACACGUCAAAAAUAUAUCCGAUUCGCUGGAGAAAAAGCUCCAGCACGGAGCCGCGCGGCGCGACAAACGCAAGAACCUGAAGGACUUCGAGAUUAAGCCCGAAUACGUAGACCCGGAUCCAUUUGCGCGCGGCGGCCAGGCCGUCGUGCGUCUUGCCGAGUACGCGGCGGAGACGGUCUGCAUUAAAUGCAUUAAUAUGGUUGGCGUGCCCGCUGCGGAGCGCAUGAAGAUGUAUCAGUCCUUCGCGACGGAGUUGUCGAUCAUGGUUAGAUUGAGACAUCCCCGGAUCGUGCAAGUGCUGGGUAUCAUCACGACUGACGCCACGUACCUCGGUUUAGUGAUGGAGUACAUGCCGGGGGGUUCGCUGCGACAGGCGCUGGUCAAAGAGGACGAAGAAAUUACUCCGGAGUACAAACGGUUUUGGGCUUCCGACGUAGCCCAGGGCAUGGCCUACCUCUACUCGUGCAAGAUCGAGCACCGCGACCUGAAGGCCGCGAACGUCUUGCUCACGCUGGAUGGCCGCGGCAAGAUCUCUGACUUUGGGUUGGGCAAGGCCGACGAUUUGAAGACCUCUACGACGGCCAGCACGAUGCGCGACGGCGGCCUCGCGGGUACGCCCGCUUUCAUGGCGCCAGAGCUUCUUGAUGAGAACGUGUUCACGGAGAAGAGCGACGUCUACUCCUACGCUAUGGUCCUCUGGGAAAUCUACGACCGCCGCCUCCCAUGGGCGGGACUCAAGCCGCAGCAGAUCCUCUCGAAGGUGCUGAUCAAGCGCGCGCGGCCUGACAUUCCAAAGACCAUGCCUAGUGACAUGAUUUCACUCAUGAAGAGUGCGUGGGCCGACGAGCCGGACGCGCGGCCGAGCUUUUCCGACAUUUGCAAGCAGCUCAAGGCGACGACGCCGAAGCGGCCCUCCUCGACGUCCGAGAUCCGCCCCUGGAGCUCGCCGCGGGCAGCGGAACAGCGGCAAGGGUCCAUGAGAUCCAUGUUUGCUCGCGCCCUCUCGAACUUCCGGAGCACGAGCUCGCUCGACGUCGGCGGCGAUAAAGACGACGAUGACGACGACGGCGCGGCGGCGCAGGAGGCGUCCACGGCGCCUACGGCUGCCGCGCCCGCGAAAAGCUCCGCGAGUGCCAAGGGCCGCGCGCCCGUCGCCAAGAGGACCGCCACGGCCGAGACGUCGACUAAGGCGGCGCCGAGGCCUGCAGCAACCAAGAAGGCGCCGACCAAGGCGGCACCGCGGCCAGCUCCGGCAAAAACGAGCAAGACAGGGUCGAACUGGUUCAGGGGACCUACGAAGAAGGCCGCGCCCGCGGCGGAAACGGACCUGGAAGCGCCGACGAGCGCAGCGCCGGCUCAGCCACCGCCGAGGACAGACCUGGAAGCGCAGACAAGCGCGGCGCCGGCCCAGCCAGCGCCGGCGAAGGACCUCGAGGCGCAGCCGAGCGCGGCGCCGGCGCCUGCCCCGUCACCAGCGCCGUCGCGGUCGAGCUGGUUCCCGUCGCGCGCGGGCAAGACCGACAUCGAGGCCGGUCGGGCCCAGACCGCGGGCGGGCCCGCUGCACCGGUCUUCGUCGUCUCGGGCAAGAGCGGGGCGCGCCUGCGGGCGGGCGUCGAGCUGGACUCGCCGCUCGUCGCGGACCUGCCCAGCGGCACCAUUGUGACCGUGCGCGAGCGAGCGACGACGCGCGACGGCGCGGAACGGUGCUGCGUGAUUUCUGGCGACACGAUCGGCUGGCUCAGCGCGAAACUGUUGGUGGCGCUCUCGGCCGGCGACAUGGAGGCGGACGACGGACCGGCGGCGACGGCUGCGGGCACCCACAGCCACGCGACGACGAACAAGCUACGCGCCGCCAUUCGUGCGUCCACCGCGUUCGGCGCGACCGCAGACGCGCCG
Messenger RNA from Pelagomonas calceolata, 7638 nucleotides. NCBI's taxonomy places the organism in Eukaryota, Pelagophyceae, Pelagomonadales, Pelagomonadaceae. The record is from the annotation of a GenBank genome assembly.